Molecule: messenger RNA, 375 nt
Organism: Cladocopium goreaui
Lineage: Eukaryota; Dinophyceae; Suessiales; Symbiodiniaceae
Source: the annotation of a GenBank genome assembly
GCGAGAUGUUGCCAGUGCAGUUCGGGCCAAGUGACGUGGUCGGUGGAUGGCUGUAAGGUCUGCCAGGACCAGGUUCAAAAGAUUGCCCUCGUGAGUGAGACGUGCAAAGAAGACAGUCCCAAUUUUAAGGGCCGUGUCGCCUGCCAAUCCGAAUGCAAUUCGAAACUACAAACUUCUGGCAUAUUCUUGCAAGAAGAUGCGAAGGGCUACGUUUCCAAGACAGCGAGCGUGUCUUCUGAGUGCAAGAAAGCCAGUCCAAACUUCAUUGGCAACAGCAAGUGCGCUCGAGCGUGCAAGUCAAAGGUGGAGAGCAGUUGGUCCUGGCAGCAAUUGGACGCAGUCGAGCAGCUGAAGUUUCCUCGGCGCUUUUUUUGA